Molecule: messenger RNA, 1668 nt
Organism: Mesocricetus auratus (golden hamster)
Lineage: Eukaryota; Metazoa; Chordata; Mammalia; Rodentia; Cricetidae
Gene: Fndc4
Product: fibronectin type III domain containing 4
Exons: 7
Coding region: 411-1103 (230 amino acids)
Molecular function (GO): protein binding
Source: RefSeq, a predicted model, not a curated record
AGCCGGGCUGCAGCGGAGCGCGCGGGGCCAGCUCUGCAGAAGGCGGCGGCUGGCUGGCCGGGACGGUCACAUCCCGCCGCAGGGGGCCAGCUUCGGCCGCCGCACUGUCCUCUGCACCGGGGACGCAGGCCAGCUGCCAGACCUCGCCGGCAACGCCCCCUGCUCCGAGACAGACUGCGCGCGGCCCUUGGGAACACUGGGGGCCCCGCAGACCCGCGGCCCGCGGCCACUCCGCCUCUGCCCUCUCUGCCCGCAGCUCGGCCGGCGCUGCCCGCCCGGGCGGGCCCGCGUCGGGAUGGGGUAGGGCCAGCGCCAGUCCGGCGAUGGGCCGCCCCCUGGGCACCGAACAGCCCCCCGAGGCCUGAGCGACCACGAGGACCCGGGAGGAUCCCCGCCUGGAUGUCAAGCGGAUGCCUCCGGGCCCCCCGGCGAACUCGGUGGAAACCAUGGCUUCUUUGAUGCCUCUUUCCCCAUAUCUGAGUCCCACGGUCCUCCUGCUGGUCAGCUGUGACCUGGGCUUUGUGCGAGCAGACCGACCUCCCUCUCCUGUGAAUGUGACGGUCACUCACCUCAGAGCCAACUCGGCCACUGUGUCCUGGGACGUCCCAGAAGGCAACAUCGUCAUUGGCUACUCCAUUUCCCAGCAACGACAGAAUGGCCCUGGGCAGCGUGUCAUCAGAGAGGUGAACACCACCACCAGGGCCUGCGCUCUCUGGGGCCUGGCUGAAGACAGUGACUACACGGUGCAGGUCAGGAGCAUCGGUCUCCGGGGAGAGAGUCCCCCUGGGCCCCGUGUGCACUUCCGUACUCUCAAGGGGUCUGACAGGUUGCCCUCCAACAGCUCCAGCCCAGGUGACAUUACAGUGGAGGGUCUGGAUGGAGAGCGGCCGUUGCAGACAGGGGAAGUGGUCAUCAUUGUGGUGGUGUUGCUCAUGUGGGCUGCUGUAAUUGGGCUAUUCUGCCGCCAGUAUGACAUCAUCAAGGACAAUGACUCCAACAACAACCCCAAGGAGAAGGGGAAGGGUCCUGAACAGAGUCCUCAGGGAAGGCCAGUGGGGACAAGACAGAAAAAGUCUCCAUCCAUCAACACCAUCGAUGUCUGAGUGAACUGAGUGAAUGAAGAACCAGAACCAGAAGAGAGAUGCUCUAAUGAUGUGGGGGCGGGUGGGGUCAGGGAAAGCCUAAGCGGAUGAUCUGCUUGAGGCUCCCACAAGGCGAUGCACUCCCAGAAUCCCAGGCUGGUAGCCAUCCUCUUUCCACUGUGAGCAGGGCCAGAAGGUAGGUCUGUUAGAAUCUGCACCCCUGGACCUGGGAGUGGAUAUCAAAUGGAACACCUCCUAUCCCCCAGGUCCAGGGGAGACUCAUUUAUUCAAUCCUAUCCCACUGGGUCCCAAAUAGGGGCCCCAUCUCACGUGCAUCAGGACUCUUGGCAUCCACUAGCUGCCCCUACAGCUUGCCUCUGGGCUUCAGAGAGGGAUGUUUCUGUCUGUAUUGCCCUCCUGGGGUGUAAGAGGAGCCAUCUGGGCCUAGAGGCAGAUGCCACACUGCACUAUUCCAAUGUCUUCCACGGAGCCCCAGGUGCUCCCCCUCACCUGGCAGCCCCUUCAGCUGCUGGCGAUCUCACCCCUGGGACAUUUUUUCCAAUAAAGGUUCUUGGACAAACCGGAA